AUGGUGGAUGAUGCCGACCAUGACUCUUUACCUGCCUCUGUUCAACAAGCACUCACAAAAAUCUGUGAACAACGGUCAGUGUCUCCGCCGAGCGUCGGAGCGAAAAGACAGCUAGCUUCGAUUGGAGAGGAGGCCUCCCUUGAGAUCCUCCGCCAGAUUAAUAGCUCCAAGCAGCCGAUUCGAACUCUCAGUGGUUUUAUAGUUCACAUGGUGAAAAAUGCUCGUGGAGAAAACACAUCCUCCCCUGUUUCCCGCCCAAGUCCUUCCGGAAGCGGAACUCCUUUUUCUGCGUUUUCUCCUGGUAAAAGCAUAUACUCUCCUCCUUCCCGCCCAAGUCCUUCCGGAAGCGGCACGUCUGCUUAUACUCUUGGAGACACGAGAUGUCAGACAUCACGGGCUGUGUCGAGUCUGUGGGGACCAAGCACGUCAGCACGACUUCCCCGAUCCUAUUCAAUGGCGUUGGCCGAACUUGAGUUCAAGAAGGCCUUCUUAAUUUUAAGUUAUGCUGGAAAGGAGAAGCUGGAAACUGUGAUCCAAGCUGAGGACAUUCAUAAAUUGAAGAACUCCCCAAAUGCUAGAUUUGAGUCGGACGUUUGGCAAAGUAUUGGUCGACGUUGUAUCAAGGAGAAAGACAGGAGAAAGAAUUUUGAUUUAGACCAUGGAGGAGCAUUCUUGUAUCAUUGUCUGGUUGAUUCAAAAGGGAAUUACAGCUUUAAGGGCCCAUAUUAUGAUAAACGGAGAACUCAUCUUCAGAAGGUCUUAGGUGAUGAUAAUGUACUGCUGGUCAAGUUUUCUGAAGAGGAAGGAAACAGAAAUGUUUCAACUAUCAGUUCUUGCACGUCCAUUUACAAAAAAAUUGCAGAAGAAGGAAUUUUUGUUGGUCUGCGCCACUACCGUUUCUUUGUUUUCAAGGAUGGAGGCAAAGAGGAAAAGAAAAAGGAUCCGACAUCAUCUCGUGUGAAGUGCUAUUUUGUCUGUAUGGAGUCCAAUGACUUUGUAGACAGGAUGAAACCGUAUCAUUUAUAUUGUAAAUCUGUUCAUGAUGCACGCUGUGUGUUUAUGCAUGUACACACAGUCAACAGUCUAGUGGGUUAUAUGAAGAGGUUCUCCCUUAUCUUAUCAAAAACUAUCAAGCUAGACGUAGAUUUUGCAUCCUUGAAUAUUCAAACGAUUGGAGAUGAACCUUGCCGGGAUGAAUAUGGUGUUGCUGUUCAUGAUGAAGGUGGGAAAUUUCUUGUACAUACUGAUGGAACUGGUUUUAUAUCUGAAGACUUGGCUUUGAAAUGUCCGAGGAAUAUAUUUAAAGGGACUUUCCAGAAUCAUGGCAACACUAAGAUUAUUGUGGGGAGUUUGACUUAUAUGGAUUAA
Messenger RNA from Telopea speciosissima, 1368 nucleotides. RefSeq names its product probable RNA-dependent RNA polymerase 3. The coding region runs from base 1 to 1368 and encodes 455 amino acids. The record is from RefSeq and is a predicted model, not a curated record. Gene Ontology annotation, cellular component: nuclear RNA-directed RNA polymerase complex. Gene Ontology annotation, biological process: siRNA processing. Gene Ontology annotation, molecular function: RNA-directed RNA polymerase activity. The transcript is spliced from 9 exons. Lineage: Eukaryota; Viridiplantae; Streptophyta; Magnoliopsida; Proteales; Proteaceae.